GUCGGUCUGUUGAUUGUCCACUGUGGUAUGAGACCAUUAACGGAGACGCAUCUCACAGUCCUGUCUUAAUGACAGUAAAGCGGAGUCUUGUUUGUAACACGGGCCUGUGGGUGUAGCAGAGAGGAGGUCUAACUGUAGCUAACGUUACACAGACACACAGCGAAGCUAGCAUGCCAAACGGUUAUCAACCGCGCACAACGUUCCGCCUUAUAACAACCAUCACAAAGCUUCCUAUGCUAACCCCAGGAGCAACACUACGAGUACUAGCUCGCUGUACGUAGCAGUGGUUUCUAGCGACACCGCGAAAGGGUUACGAUGUUGACAAUGACAACUUGCCGGGUCGAGCUAACGAAGCUAGCACGUAGGGAUUAACUCGAGCAAAUUAGGAAGUCAGAUGAACGCUGGGUAUCAUACUCACAGGCUGACAGGCUUCACUCGCGGCUGUCCAAUGCCGUGGAGCUGGGAAAUACAGAGGGCGACUUCCGAUGAUGGCUGGGCAUUUGACGUUAGUCGGAAGCAGAGUGCGACCUGACUGCAACCGAUGCAUACCGCCCCCUGCAGGAUGGAGUGUGCAGUGUCAUGUCCUCCAGGCUGCAGCAGAGAAAGCUUCGUGUCGCGAGUGGGACCAGAGCAGGGGAGUUUUGCUGACAGUCCCCGGGCAGUGAGCACAGGAGACUACCGGAGAGUACAGCAGCUGAAAAAGUUUCCAUCCGUCUCGUUCCCGCUCGAGCGGAGGCUGCUGCUAAAUCACCUCGUCAGCCCGCCCGCCUCCAGCUGCAGCCAGGUUGCUAUGGUGAACAGCAGGGUGGAGACACCCACGGUGGCAGUGAUGGGUGGUGGCGGGGGUGCACCGGGAAGGUCAUGUGCAGGAUGUGGAGGUCGUAUCGCAGACCGCUUCCUGCUCUUCUCUAUGGAGCGGUAUUGGCACACACGAUGCCUCAAGUGCUCGUGCUGCCACGCUCAGCUGGGCGAGUACAGCAGCACCUGCUACAGUAAAGGAGGCAUGAUCCUCUGCAAGAACGACUACAUCAGGCUGUUUGGACACAGUGGAGCCUGCAGUGCGUGUGGACAGUCCAUACCAGCGAGUGAGAUGGUGAUGAGAGCACAAGGCAACGUUUACCACCUCAAGUGUUUCACCUGCGCGACCUGCAGGAACCGCCUGGUCCCUGGUGACCGCUUUCACUACAUCAACGGGACUAUCUUCUGUGAACAUGACCGGCCGGGAGCAGGUCUGCUCAGUGGACACCCAGCCUCACUGCAGACCAGCAGCAUGAUGUCUGACCAGAAGGUCUGCUGAGGAGGAAGAAGUUGGAAAACCAGAUGUGUGCCUUCUCCCCCCACUUUUCUCCUCUGUUUCUCCUUCACCCUCCUCCUCCACCUGUAAAUCCUGCCAUUGGCUGACUUCAUUCUGAUGGACUGUCACUCCACAGUCUGGAUGUAGUCAUACUGCUACAGCUCCAGUGUUUUGUUGGAGGCUCAAGAAUGCUGAGGAUGGUUGGAAAGUGUUGAUGCAGUAGAAUGUUGUCUGCUGUGAACUAUGGCCAUAUUACUGAUAAGAACUAACAUGGGAGACUGUCAUGGAAGGAUCAUGUUUGUGUGAGUUCAGCGGAAUCAUCUGUAACCUUUACCCAGCGAGCCAGAGUUGGUGUUGAAUAAACAAGCAACAACUGACAGCUAUGUGAUUCCUGCUGAAGAUGAAGUAUAUUUCCAAAACAAUCAGUGAGACCACGCUUGUACUGUGACCAUAUGUUGGUUUGAGGAAACAUGUAUGGAUCUCCUGAGUCGUGAUGUCAGCUGCUGGAUGUUUCCUUUCACACUUCAGGAGACAGCUGAACAACAAAACAUCUAUAUUGAUACUUAGACUUGUUCUCUGUGUGAUGCUGUAUGAAAUAUUCAACAAACAUGUUAGUGUCUGGGCUUUUCUUUUGUUUUUGUGAUAGUCUGAAGUGAUAGCAUUCCUACCAAAGACAGAGGAGCUUGAGUUCUCCAACUUUUGUACAAAACUGGUAUCUUCUGGUAGCUAAAAUGUACUUAUACAGGACCAAACCAGGUUUUGUCAUGUUUUAGCCCAUUAACUACAAAUUGUGUAUAAAGGGCAUUUAUUUACCUUAUUGAUAGACAGAGAAAAAGAGAGAGAGAGAGAGAGAGAGACAGAGAGAGGGGGAGAAAGAGAAGCCCUUAUUUCUAAUUAACCCUGUUAUCCAGUUCACAGAUUUACAUGUUCUGGUGUGUAAAUUCAUGCUUUCCAAAAGUUUUGUCUCUGGUCGGCUCCACUGGUGUUUAUAGCUUCCUGAAUGAACAAAAACUUCACCAGCACACAUGUCAUAGACAGAUUAUGAUCUUCAUUAGCUUAAUUCUCACUACCCAGCAGGCCACUAAUGUUACAGCUUUGUAAUGGUCUUUGUAUGAUGUUAGCAAGCUAACUGCUGGGUGCUAAUCAAAGUCACACACGGUUGCCGAGCAAAUGAAUUCCUGCAGUUUGAACAUUUGUUUUUUCUUAAACGGUGCCAUAUCGUUGUUUUUUUGUUUUAUUUUCUAGGGCUAUCAAGUAACUUCACAGCAGCAACACACACAUGGUGCUUCACCUAAGGUUGAGUUGUAGCAGCGGAGGUGUCAGACAAGCACAGAUAUGUUUUUGCAUGUUGUCAAAGCCUCAGAGGUUGUGCCCCCGCCGCUGUGAUUUACAGCUAUGUGAUUUGACAAACAAGCCAUUCGUUUAUAUGACCCCCAUCACCCACUUGGUCUAAAAUGUACCGGUCUGUGCAGCUGACAGCAGAGCAGUGGUGCUAAACUCUUUCAUUCAACAGAAUGCUAAAUCUGGCAGUCUGACACUUACCAGAAGAACAAUGUUAGAUCUUUGCAGAGGUAGUUCUCAAGUCAUGCUGGGGAUACUCACAUUGGGACAGGAAUAUUUAAAUGACUUUAUUUCUGACCUAGGCAGCCCACAAAAAAACAGGUAUAUCUUAUUUUUCUCUCUUACAUCACAGUUUGUAGCUUUGGCCAUUGAUUCUGUCAGUGAUGAUAACAUAACGUGACAUGAUACACAACAUCAAGCCAUCAUAAAACAACCUGUGCAGUCCUUAAAAGCAGCAAUGCCAUAGAUUCAGCCUUUGUUGUUAAAUUGUGACAUAUGUAUAUGAAGGAAGAGUUUGUAGAGCUUCUAACAGUGGGGCUUCUUCUCUGUAUUUCACCUAUAUUCCCCAAAGGCCUAAACCUGAUUCCAGUAAGUAAGCUGUUCUGGGUACAGCAUUAAGGAGAUUUGUACAAUGAUUCCUGACUUUGGUAGGAAUGCAACCACAGUACUUCAGAUCACAGCCCUCCCUCCAUAUGAAUGGCCUUUCUUUAAGCUUUCUCAUGAUGUACUUUCUCCUUCUUCGGCCGUUAAUGGUCAUCAGACAACAUGGACACUUUUAGAGUCCAUACAGUGUUUGUAAUUGUGUUUGGAAAGAAUAUUCUACAAGCCAUUUAGCAGCAAAGACAUAUACUGUGCAUUCUAAAUGUUUAUUGCAGUAAUGGUCAAGUUUUUACAGUGGCUCACCUGUUUAUAGUUUAUGAAGUGUCGAAGGAUUAGGAAGUGCACUAAUAUCCUGUUGUGAUGUGUACUACAGUGUAUGAGUCAUGUUUUCUGUGUUGCACUUUGUGUUUUGGUUUUUUUUUUCAGUCAGGUCUUCGGGUUUUGUUGCUCUUAACUGUGUAUGAAAAGAAAUUAAGUCCUCUCAGAAGAACUAAUAAUAAUGUAGCCUUUGAGCAGCUACAGCUGCAGUAAGUGUGUAGCAGCAAGUUACAGUUAGCUGCUUCAGACUGACGAAGAAGUAAGAAACGCUGGCGGUUCUCAGACAAACAUGGCUGAUUACCCCCAGGAAUGGGAUUUCAAAGGCCUGAGCUGAGGCCAUUACAGAAGCAAUUAAAGUGGGAUGCGCUGGAGGCCUGCAUGGGCUUGAGCUGCGCUCCUGUGUUGCAGCCUAAUGAGGCCUAAUCUGGUGAGCUGGUCUAAUUAAAAGGGAGGGAGCUUUUUCCUGUGGGGUCCAGGCAGCCAGCAGUUUGUGCUCUCUUUAACCGUCUGAAGAGUCAGAAUAUACAUUGUUUUAAACCUUAGAAAGUUUCUCCAUCUUCAUUCUCUGUCUGUUCAAAUUAAAACCUUUAACUUGA
Molecule: messenger RNA, 4149 nt
Organism: Acanthopagrus latus (yellowfin seabream)
Lineage: Eukaryota; Metazoa; Chordata; Actinopteri; Spariformes; Sparidae
Product: LIM domain transcription factor LMO4.1-like
Exons: 7
Coding region: 542-1297 (251 amino acids)
Source: RefSeq, a predicted model, not a curated record